CGCACAAUUAUUAUGCCACCACAUUACACCUACCAGUUGCUGUACCUGGCAAUAAUUGACUUGUAUACAACACGCUCAAGGGGAGCAACGCAAAUGACAACAAUGCCUGACGGGUACCUUGAGUGUGCACUGUGCACAUCCUCCAGUGCCAGAACCGACUACGGCCAACCUAUAAGCAAUAGGGCUAGACCUUGGCGAUCACCAAGCUUUAUUGCUUGUUCGGCCGGAUAAGUGGCACAUCCGGGGAUCCAUGAUCAAAUCGAUUCCGAUUCGUGGUGACGAUGAUCUUAAUUCGCAUUCAAAUGUUCCCCACAUGUGGUUACAUGCAGCUCUCACGUGUGCAUGGCUAACCGCAAACAAUUGCUGUCCUGUCAACACUGACUCUCGGUGUACAACGGAAACACACAUAACUACAACCCACCCCGCCUCCUCGAUUCGUCACAUCUGCAUCCUUCCUGGCCAGUCAGUCUUGGAGUUCUUCCGUAAUAAAUUCAUAACAACGCUACGAAGAACACUGUCUUCAAUGUCUCACGUUGCGAGUGUUGGCGAGAAGCCCCAUUCAGCAUCGCCUGUGGACCUCACGGCCGACAAUCUCAAUGGAUCGGGAGCAUCAUCGCAGACGCAGACACAUGCAGCAGCCGUCUCACCUACGACAAUCGAUGCUGCACUGGAGCGGAAAGUGAGAAGAAAACUGGAUACACAUGUGGUCCCGCUGGUGGCAGCCCUAUAUCUGUUUGCAUUCCUCGAUCGAUCGAAUAUUGGAAACGCACGCAUUGCCGGAUUUGAACGCGAUCUCAAUCUGACGGGUGAUCAAUAUGACUGGCUUCUUACCAUCUUCUACAUAUCGUACAUCAUCUGCGAGUUCUUAGGGAUCAUGUGGAAGAUUGUCCCACCUCACAAGUGGGCGGCUUUCUGCGUAUUUGGCUGGGGAGUUGUCUCUACAGUACAAGCUGGGAUUAACACUUGGGGCGCGGCCAUGGCAUUACGGUUCCUGAUGGGUGUCUUCGAGGCUGGAUAUGGGCCUGGCAUCCCAUUCCUGCUAUCUUUCUUCUACCUCAGACAUGAAUUGGGACUGAGGGUGGGUAUGUUCUUUGCAGCAGCCCCCUUGGCUAAUACCUUUGCGGGUGCGCUGGCAUACGGCAUCACGAGCGGAAACCCAAGUCUCGCGAAGUGGCGAGUCUUGUUUCUAGUAGAGGGUUUACCUACGAUUGCUAUGGCAGUGGUGGCGUGGUUUUUCCUACCAGACAGCCCAGAGAAGGCCAGAUUCUUGAACGAGGAAGAGAAGGAAUUGGCUCGAGCGAGGGGUGUGAGGCAGGCGGGAGCUGCAACAAGGGUUGGAGGUGUGGACUGGACGCAAUUCUUCAAAGGACUUGUAGACCCCAAAGGGUGGAUUCUUGGAAUGAUGUACUUUUCAUGUAAUGUCGCGUUCUCUUCGUUGUCGGUGUUUCUUCCCACAAUACUGAAGGAGAUGGGAUUCUCGUCGAUCAAUGCACAGGGUCUCACAGCUCCUGUCUUCUUCUUGUCUUUUCUCAUCACCAUCACUACGCCGUACAUUGCAGACCGGACAAAGCAGCGCGGCAUCAUGAUCGUCAUCUUGACAGUAGUCGGCGGGGUCGGGUAUGUAAUACUCGCCACGGCUCAAUCAGUGGCAGCGAGGUAUUUUGGAUGCUUUAUGGCGGCCGGGGGGAUCUUUCCGGCCAUUGCUAACAUUCUGCCUUGGGUACUUAACAAUCAAGGGUCGGAUACGCGACGGGGCGCGGGCAUUGUGCUGCUGAAUCUAGUGGGGCAAUGUGGCCCACUACUUGGAACACGCCUAUACCCGAGCUCAGAAGGACCCUUUUAUGUCAAAGGCCAGUCUGUGUGCGCAGGAUUCAUGUUCUUCACUACUCUGCUUGCCAUUCUGUUGAGGACGUUGCUGGUACGGGAAAACCGAAAGCUGGAUCGGGAGCAUGGCACAAUUGCUGACCCAAAGUCUGGGGAACAUGAGGAGAGAAGAACAGCUGUGGAGAACUAUGGGCCCCAAUUCCGCUAUGUCUUGUGA
This is a messenger RNA of Periconia digitata, 2041 nucleotides long. The record is from the annotation of a GenBank genome assembly. NCBI's taxonomy places the organism in Eukaryota, Fungi, Ascomycota, Dothideomycetes, Pleosporales, Periconiaceae.